Messenger RNA from Drepanopeziza brunnea f. sp. 'multigermtubi' MB_m1, 636 nucleotides. Lineage: Eukaryota; Fungi; Ascomycota; Leotiomycetes; Helotiales; Drepanopezizaceae. The record is from RefSeq and is a predicted model, not a curated record.
AUGAUUAUUAACAAGCUGAAAGUCCUCGAGGUCUUUAUAGUCGUCUAUACCGACUCGUAUUCCCUCUACGAAUGCUUUAUUAAGCUCGGAACUAUUAAAAAGAAGCGCUUAAUGAUCGAUAUUAUAGCUCUUAAACAAUCAUACGAACGCCGAGAGCUCGCAGAACCAACGUACGUGUCGAAAGACUUAACAACACCACGAAUGCAACCACUUGCUAUUCGUAUCAAGUCUUACUUUAAUAGAGACUAUUAUAAUUACGAUACGAGCGUUAUUCGCUGUCUUCGGUAUGCUAAAGGUAGUUAUAAUAACUGCACCGUUGCUUUUGCCGCUGCUAACACCGCUUUCGAUAACUUCCUCGCUUUAAAUGCUGCUCUUUCAAGAAGUGCUGCUAGUAGUCCGGGCGGUCUAGCGAGUAGAACUCUUGCGCUUGCCGCUCUUGUUGCUUUCGUCGCUUUCGUUGCUCUCGUCGCUCUCGCAGCUUUCGUCGCUUCCGUCGCACUUAUUAUCGUCGCUCUUUUUGCGCUAGUCGUUGCGCUUACCGCUUUCGCGACGGCGCUCGCCGUUAUUAUAACUUUUGCGAAGCGCCGAGCUAAAGUGAAGAGAUUGCUAAAAGCUUUAAUCGAUCUUUUAUUAUAA